Messenger RNA from Prorocentrum cordatum, 945 nucleotides. Lineage: Eukaryota; Dinophyceae; Prorocentrales; Prorocentraceae. The record is from the annotation of a GenBank genome assembly.
GGCCUGGAGCUCGGCUCCGCCCUGGACUUCGAGUACACCCAGAUCUGCGACCAGAUCGAGGGCGUGGACGACGUGAGGGAGUUCUCCGACGUGGUGGCAUGCAUGGCCAGCCUGGGCUUCUCUGGCGAGGAGCGCGAGUCUGCCCUCCGCAUCGUGGCCGGCGUGCUGCACCUCGGCAACCUGAGCUUUUCGCCCUGCUCCCGCGACAACCAGGACGGCGUGGCCAUCUCCGACGGGCAGCAGGCGGCCCUCAUCUGCACGCUGUUCGGGCUGCAGGAGGAGCAGCUGCGCGGGACCAUGGAGAAUCACACGCUCGUGGACCCCCUCACGAAGAAGACCAUCCACAGGCCACACGACCUGAAGAGCGCCUCCUUCACCCGGCACUCGAUGGCCAAGGUCGUGUACGCCAGGCUGUUCGACUGGCUCGUGUGGCGCAUCAACGAGAGCAUGUCGAGAGAUCAUGGGAAAGCCAGGAAGGACCUGAAGCGCAUCGGACUGCUCGACAUCUACGGCUUCGAGGUGUUCGACUGCAAUUCGUUCGAGCAGCUGUGCAUCAAUUUCGCGAACGAGAAAUUGCAGUGCCACUUCAACAAGCACAUGUUCACUCUGGAGCAGGAGUUGUACAGCAGCGAGGGCAUCACCUGGAGCCACAUCACAUUCCAGGACAACCAGCCGAUCAUCGACACCCUGGACAAGAAGCCGCUCGGGCUCUUUUGCCUGGUAGACUCCGAGUGCAUGAUGCCUAGCGCAACCGACACGACCCUGCUCGGGAAGGUCCACAACACGUUCAAAAACUCCAGGAUAGUGUACAAGCCCUCCAAGUUCGCAUCGCCAGAGUUCGCGGUAGCGCACUACGCCGGGGAGGUCGUGUACAACGUGGAUACGUUCUUGGAGAAGAACACGGACAAGUUGGGCGCAGACGUGGUGAAUUUGUUCAAGGACUGA